Messenger RNA from Nanorana parkeri, 2219 nucleotides. RefSeq names its product sorting nexin family member 30 (gene SNX30). The transcript is spliced from 9 exons. Gene Ontology annotation, molecular function: phosphatidylinositol binding; protein binding. The coding region runs from base 107 to 1444 and encodes 445 amino acids. Gene Ontology annotation, cellular component: cytoplasm. The record is from RefSeq and is a predicted model, not a curated record. Lineage: Eukaryota; Metazoa; Chordata; Amphibia; Anura; Dicroglossidae.
AUGGACACCUCCCCCUCUCAUGUGAGCGCCCCUACAUUAAACAGCAUCUAUAUGUCAGCGGCAUCUAGUUGCUAAGCAGACAGUCUGUGCAGCCCUCUGCCUUGCCAUGUCAGGCUCCAGUACUCCCAAGUGCCUGCCAUCCUCCGGACAGAAGUCUCUGCAAGACAUCAAGCAUCCAUUGAGCUGCUCCCCGGGGGCUGAAGAAGAGGCAGUGGACUUGGGGCUUGUUGUCAAUGACACCCCCAGCCCGGAGUUACCCCACACUGAUCCCAGCAGCAUAGCAGACAAGGACCUCAGUUUACCCAAUGGUACCCCAGCAGAUACUUCAAGUCCAGCAUCAUCAUCCUCGCUUCUAAACAGGCUACAGCUAGAUGAUGACAUGGAUGGAGAGACAAGGGACCUCUUUGUUACUGUUGAUGACCCAAAGAAGCAUGUGUGCACUAUGGAAACCUAUAUCACCUAUCGUAUUAUGACCAAGACAACAAGAGCGGAGUUUGACUUUCCUGACUAUUCUAUACGUCGAAGGUACCAGGACUUUGAUUGGUUGAGGAAUAAACUUGAAGAAACCCAGCCUACUCACUUCAUUCCCCCUCUUCCAGAGAAAUUUGUAGUGAAAGGUGUGGUUGACCGUUUUUCUGAAGAGUUUGUAGAGACCAGAAGAAGAGCCUUGGACAAGUUUCUUAAGAGGAUUGCAGACCAUCCAGUUCUCUCCUUUAAUGAGCACUUUCAUGUCUUUCUCACAUCUAAGGAUCUAAACAGUCACAAAAAACAGGGGGCCACCCUGCUUUCCAAGAUGGGAGAGUCUGUUCGAUAUGUCACAAGUGGAUACAAGCUCCGAAAUCGCCCUGUGGAGUUUUCAGCCAUAGUAGAGUAUUUGGACACAUUUGCACUAAAACUUGGAACUAUUGACAGGAUAGCACAACGCAUUAUUAAAGAGGAAGUAGAAUAUUUAGUGGAGCUUCGGGAGUAUGGUCCAGUCUAUUCUACCUGGAGUGCCCUUGAAGGAGAGCUAAGGGAGCCACUAGAGGGAGUGUCUGCCUGUGUUGGGAAUUGCAGCACAGCACUAGAAGAGCUGACAGAAGACAUGACCGAAGACUUCCUGCCAGUGCUCAGAGAGUAUAUCCUUUUUUAUCAAAACUGGAAGAAUGUACUAAAGAAAAGGGAUCAAGUGCAAGCAGAAUAUGAGGCCAAAAUGGAUGCUGCAGCCUUGAAAAGAGAAGAGAGGACUGGGGUGCCAACUGAAGUAGAAAAAUGCCAGGACAAAGUAGAAUGCUUCAAUGCAGACUUGAAGGCGGACAUGGAAAGGUGGCAGAAUAACAAGAGGCAAGAUUUUCGCCAGCUGCUUGUGGGAAUGGCUGAUAAAAACAUUCAAUAUUAUGAAAAGUGCCUUACUGCAUGGGAGUCCAUUAUACCGCUGUUGCAGGACAAACCAGAGCCUAAAUGAAGAGCGUCUAGCAUUAUGUUGGAACCUGUUGCACAAUUCCUCAUGCAGUGUGACUAACAACCUGAAGGACCCUUCACUUAUGUUGUUACAAAGCAAAUAUACCAAACUUUAACUUUUCUUAACCCUCAUUUCCCUUUUCUAAGUUUAUUAUGUGUGUUGACUGCUCUUCUAGAAAAUUCCUACAUGAAAAGCUGCUUUCAUUGAGCUGAUCUGAGAAGUGGCCUGGGCACAUUAUGAAACUCACACCAACCACUCCAGCCUGGAGGAGCUUUUUACUUGCGUAACACUAAGCAGAAGAGGCUUUACUUAUUACAACAAAAACCCACUGACGGCAUUUAAAGUCUCACAUCAGCAGCUGGCUACUUUUUUUUUUCACUGAGUGUAUUUCCAGAAAAAGGUUAUUUCUAUGCCGUUUACGUCUUUUUCUAUGUAUCUUUCAGAGGACUGGCAUCACUGAAUUUUGUGUACAGUCCUUUUUUUCUUUGCCUACCUUACCAGGGGUUCCUGAUGUUCGCAUGAACUGUGUUGGUGGCAUGAAGUUCCUGCUCGAUGUGCUUUAUUCUUUUCUCCAGAAUUUAAACAUGUUGCAACAUGUGGAUAUCUCAUCCCAUAGAACCAUAUUAGAGAGGGAGAGUUCUGUUUACACUGGGGCCUUAUCUGAAGCAGAUUAAAGGGAACAACUGAUCCAGAACUUAUUUUUUUUUGUUAAUGGUUUUGAUUGUCCAUGCAAAAAAGACAAAUUUAAAGUAAAUAUGUUUAUGACUUUUUUAAUAAA